Messenger RNA from Thalassophryne amazonica, 1043 nucleotides. RefSeq lists its product as uncharacterized. Gene Ontology annotation, cellular component: membrane. The record is from RefSeq and is a predicted model, not a curated record. The transcript has 7 exons. The coding region runs from base 293 to 898 and encodes 201 amino acids. Lineage: Eukaryota; Metazoa; Chordata; Actinopteri; Batrachoidiformes; Batrachoididae.
UUUCCGCGUUUGUUCUGAUUAAAGUCUGUUAAACUGAAGGUAAGCGGCUUCAAAGUCAUCGAACCGAAAAGCUUUUUCCACGUAAAGCGUUUAUUAGCUCCGAGUGUCAGUGAGCUGAUCUCCAUCAUGACCUCGACGACGGUGUCGUCUGUUGGAGGGCUGACGAUCAUCACUCGGUCAUUCCUCAGGAUAGAAGGCCAGCAUCCCACUGCAGACCACUUCCCACCAACCUGCCACUCCACCACUAUGACAGCAAGCUCCGCCUCCAGCCCCUGUGACAAAGACCAAUAGCAUGACCCGCCAUGUUUCUGCGGGCGGAGCCACAAGCCCUGGGGUGGUGCAGAUCUUCAUCGGCGUGCUGUGUGUUCUCAUCAGCUUCACCACCAUCCUCUCCCCAGUUCUUCUCAUCCACGCGCCACUGUGCAUCGGUGUCUUGUUUGUGGUUUCGGGGUCGCUGGCUGUGGUAUCGAAGAGAAGAACCUCAUUCAAACUGGUCCUGGUGACUUUGGUGUCCAGCCUGUGCAGCGUUGUCCUCAGCCUGGUGGGUGUGGUCUACGUGUGUUGGCUAUUGGCUGAUUGGCGUCCGUCUGACCAGCUGUGUGGUGUGUUUCUACUGUCCAACGGAUCGAGACCACAAGACAUGUCGACACAAUGUCACCGUCACCUUUGGAAGCUGGAUAUGCUCGGGUUUGGGCUUCGUGGAGUCCUCUUGGUCCUGCUCAGCCUCCAGCUUUGUGUCUCUCUGACGCUCUGUGUUUUCUGUGGGAAAGCCAUCAGCCUCCGCCACCGUGACGACGCCAUCAAGGCGAUGGGGAAAACUGACAACAUUCUGUCCAGUGCCAUGUCUGAGCACGACAGCAGCGCCGCCCUGCUGGACAGUGCUGAUGAAGAAACCUAAGUGUCGCCUUUGUCCUCGGACGUCUUAAUGCUGACUGCAGAGUGGAGAUGAUGCUUGCACUUUAAGUUCCUGUUUGUUGCUGCGGAUGACACUAAUAUUUAAAAUGUCAAGUCAAAAUAAAGUCUCCUUUAAAUUUUCAAAUCAA